Molecule: messenger RNA, 2531 nt
Organism: Lucilia sericata (common green bottle fly)
Lineage: Eukaryota; Metazoa; Arthropoda; Insecta; Diptera; Calliphoridae
Exons: 9
Coding region: 243-2405 (720 amino acids)
Cellular component (GO): extracellular region
Source: RefSeq, a predicted model, not a curated record
ACGAUAUACUACUAGCAGACCUAAAGUUAAAAAUUAGUUUGAAAAUUAAACAAAACGAAAAGCCCUUUUGAACGGAAGUGACAUAAAAACAAUAAAAAAUAAUGAAAUAAAUUGAAAAUAACCAAAAAGAGCAAUUUAAAGAAAACGUGUUAAAUUUAUUAAUUAAUUAAACAAAAUUUAUAUUUGUGUGUGUUAUUGUUAUUAUUUACAAAUAAUUAAACAAAUCAAAAAAAACAUACAACAUGUUUUCAUGGUGUUUUAAGUGUCAAACUGCAGAUGAUGAUGACUAUCAUCAACGACCCAAAACUCGUAAUACUACGGCAAAUAAAUCCCAAAGAGGCAACUAUACCGCCGUUCCCGUACCAACGACAACAACAAAUGAAACUGAGGAAUCUAAGAAAACUGUGGAACAAUUGCAGUUAGAAGUUUUGGAAGCUCAUAAUAGAUAUAGAGCCAAACAUGGUGCCGGACCAUUGACUUUGAGUAAACAAUUGUGUGCGUUCGCCACUGAAUGGGCAAAACACCUAGCCAAUAGCAAUUCCCUGCAACAUCGCAGAAACAAUAAAUAUGGUGAAAAUCUUUAUAUCGGCACUGGCAUGGGACCACAAACCCAUGAGUUGGCCGUGCAGGCCUGGUAUGAUGAAAUCAAAAAUUAUAAUUUUAAUAAACCAGGAUUUUCCUCAAACACGGGACACUUUACGCAAGUAGUAUGGAAGACGAGUAAGGAAUUGGGAGUGGGUAUAGUUAACAGAGACAAUCGUACUUGGGUGGUGUGUAACUAUGAUCCAGCCGGUAAUGUUAUGGGUAAUUAUAUGGACUGUGUGCCACCUUUAGUAGAGCAUACUGUGGCCAAAAUAAUUGACAAGAUGAAGGGUCCCAAAAAGAAUAUUUUUAAGAGACAACAACAGAAGCAAGAUGUUAAAGAAGUUAAAGAGGAUAUACCAAAGGCAAAGACGGACACACACAGUGCUAGGGACUUGAAAUUGUGGUCCAAGUAUGAAUUGGAAUGUUUGGAUAGUCAUAAUAAAUAUCGAGCCUUACAUGGCAGUCCUGCCAUGAAACUUAAUAGAAAUCUGUGUAAUUUGGCGCAAGAUUGGUCGAAUAAAUUGGCCAAAAAAAAUUCCAUCUCACAUCGUCCACAAAAUGAAUAUGGUGAAAAUAUUUAUUAUUGCGUGAACAUGGAAGCCACAGCAGAACAAUGUGUUAAAAGCUGGUAUGAUGAGAUAAAACAUUAUAAUUUCUCCAAACCCGGAUUUAGCUCUCAAACGGGACAUUUUACUCAGGUGGUAUGGAGAGAUUCCCUAGAACUGGGUGUGGGCAUUGCCAAAGCCAACAACACAACAUUUGUGGUUUGUAAUUAUUCCCCUGCGGGUAAUGUUAUGAGUCAAUAUAAAGAUCAAGUGCCAAGACCAGGGGCCAAACCAACGACCAGCAAACAGCAACACAAUACAUCAAAUGCAGCUGGUAGUAGUAGGUGCUCAAUUGUUCAGGCAACAAUCAAAGAUCAGCCGACAUUCGAAGAAGUCUGUUUGGAUAGUCAUAAUAAUUUUCGUGCCAUACAUGGUGCUCCGGCCAUGACUGUAAAUAAAAAUUUAAGUGUCUUUGCCAACGAUUGGGCACAACAUUUAGCAACGCAUAAUAAAAUUAUGAAUCGAACAAAUAAUCGUUAUGGUGAAAAUCUUUUUUAUGCCAACGAUAAGGAACUAGAAGGUCAUGAACCCGUUGCAUUUUGGUACAGUGGUAUUGAUGAUUAUAAUUAUCAAAAUCCCGGUUAUAUAGCUGCCUCGGCCAGUUUUACUCAAGUUAUAUGGAAAAAUUCCCAAGAAUUAGGUGUGGGCGUGGCCAAAGUUGGCCGUUCUACUUAUGUAGUUUGUAAUUAUAAUCCCAAGGGUAAUAUUAAAGAUGAAUUUGUUGAAAAUGUUCUCAAGGUGGGAGGUGAAUGUGUUGUAAUGUUUAGUAAACAUCGGGUUCCGGAAAAAGUGGACAAUUUUGCUGAGAAUAUGUUAAAAUGUCAUAAUAACUAUAGGGCCAAACAUGGUUGUCCUAUGUUGCAAUUAAGCCAAGAAUUGAUGGGUUAUUGUGAGAAGUAUGCUGAACUUCUAUCAGAUAAUGAACCGUGCUCCGCAAUUUCGCAAUAUGCCAUCAGUAUUAUACAUUUCCCCGCAGUCAUACCAACAGCCGAUGAAAUUGUAAGCAAUUGGUAUAAUGAAAUUACAAAUUAUGAUUUUCAAAAACCACAAUUCAAUGAGGACACAAAACAUUUUACACAAAUCAUAUGGAAGAGUACAAAAUUUAUGGGAGUUGCUGUAAGUAAAAGGGAUGAAAAUUCUAUAGUGGCCAUAAGUUAUGAACCAUCUGGUAAUAGAGAAAAUCAAUAUGCAGAAAAUGUACCGCCAGCAAUUUAAAUUGAAUUUUUUGGCUGUGUAUUAAACUUUUUCUAAAUAAGUUUAUUUUUAUUUUACUUUUUUUCCCUCAUAUGUAUGUAUGUGUUAAUAUAAUUGUAUUAAAAUGUUUAAAAUUUUUUUGUAAAU